This is a messenger RNA of Lethenteron reissneri (Far Eastern brook lamprey), 7921 nucleotides long. RefSeq names its product tensin-3-like. Lineage: Eukaryota; Metazoa; Chordata; Hyperoartia; Petromyzontiformes; Petromyzontidae. The record is from RefSeq and is a predicted model, not a curated record. Gene Ontology annotation, cellular component: focal adhesion. Gene Ontology annotation, molecular function: protein binding.
GCACAUGGGUGGGACACUGAAGAAAAAAAAAGUUUCAUCCCGGAGCGUAUAAUACCGCGUGGAGUCCCUGCAGGGGCACACUUUCGGCAGAAUCCUUCGCUCCGACGCUGAAGAUGCUAGCCGUGCUUGUGACGGCCGGGAGUGUGAAUCGAUCAGCAGCGACUCCGCAGUUGAGCGAGAGGGAGAGAUCGUUAGCGCCGUGAUGGUGUAAUAAGCUAGCAGGGGGCCACAGAGGGGAGGGAACAGAGCUGGGCUGGGCUGGCGUGCAGUGAUAGCUGCAUGCAGACGGGCGCGCACGCACACAAAACCUGCACAUGGGCUGCACCACCAGCCUCGGCUGCUGCGCCGAGGAGAAUCUACAGGGAGCACCGGGGCAUCCGUCGGCCAUGAGGACAGAGAAAGAGAGAGGAAGGAAAAAAGCGGCGAAGAAAUGUGACGAUGACGUUAAGGAGAUGAGGAAGCCGGAGGAGGAGGUGCCAGCCCUUGGUGGCCAUAAAUUUCGUGUGCGGACCCUCCGGAGGCCCAAGCCCUGUGGGGUGUGCCGGCAGCUUGUGUCCCAGCAUGCCACCUCCUGCCGCACCUGCAAGUUCACCUGCCACAGAAAAUGUGAAUCCAAGGUCGUGACCCCGUGCACCCCUCCGGUUAACUACCAGUUGCCCGGCGCUUCUGGCCUGCACACCGAGCAUGUGAAGGCUGCCGCGGCGGUUUCGUCGAGCCCCACUCCCGAAGGGUGGAGCAAAAUUCCAUGUAAACCUCAGCACCACUGGGGCGUGGAGUUGAGCAUGGAGGGUGGCCGAGACCUGGAGCUCACCUACAUUACGGAGCGCAUCAUCUCUCUGUGCGCCCCGACGGCCGGAGACUCGCACGCCUACCACCAGCAGAUGCAGGACGUGGCGCGCAUGCUGCACUCCAAGCACGCCAAUGGCUACCUGGUUAUAAAUCUUUCGGAGAGAAGACAUGACAUAGAGAAGUUAAAUGUGCACGUGAGGGAUUUUGGGUGGCCCGACCUCCACGCCCCCCCACUGGACGUGCUGUGCAGCAUCUGCAAGGCCAUGGACUCCUGGCUGAACGCCGACCCGGCCCACGUCGUGGUCAUCCACUGCAAGGGGAACAAGUGCCGCACGGGGGUGGUGGUGGCCUCCUACAUGUACUACAACGGCAUCUGCGCCAGUGCCAGCCAGGCGCUCGACCGGUACGCAAUGAAGAAGUUUUACGACGACAAAGUUGCCAAGCUGUCCCAGCCGUCCCAGAGAAGGUACGUGUCGUACUUCAGCGAGCUGCUCUCGGGCCGAGUGAAGGUGAACAACCUGCCACUCUUCCUGCACCACAUCGUCAUCCACGGGCUGCCCAACUUGGAGGAUGAUGGCGGCUGUCGGCCAUUUCUCAAGAUCUACCAGGCGGCGCAGCCGCUGCACACCUCCGCCGUCUAUAACAUUCCGGACAACUGCAAGAAGCUUUGCAUCACGAUCGAGCCCGGGCUGCCUCUGAAAGGGGACAUCCUGGUGAAGUGCUACCACAGGGGGUGCCAAGCAGCGACACGCGAUGAGAUCUUCCGCGUGCAGUUCCACACGUGCGUUGUGCAGGACUUCCGCCCCCUGGUGCUCGGCAAGGCAGAGCUCGAUGCAGCUUGCACAGAUGAAAAGUUUCCGGAUGACGGGAGAGUGGAAUUCAUUUUUUCCUCGGGACCCGAGAAGCCACCGGGCGGUGAGCGCUAUAUGAAUGCUGCGGACAUUGGCGUGGACUUCGGCACGGCCGACCCUCUCAUCCGCUGCGACUCCUACGAGAACUUCAAUGUGCGCCAGGAGGACAGCCUAGAAGAGGUUCCACACACGGAGGGGCCGGUAGACGGAAGCCUCUACGCUCGCAUCAAGAAGAAAGGUUCCUCCGACAGCGGCACGGUUGUUCCCUCUGUAAACGGGAUCAGUGCGGCGGCCGCCGCCGCCUGCACAGCCCCCGCCGGGGCCAGCGGCUCCAGCAGCGCCAUCAGGCAGGGCCAGCACAACCGCUCCAUGAGCACGGACUCGGGGAACUCCACUGCCUCCACCAAGACGGAGCGCAUCAUGAUGGAGGAGCACCACCACAACUCAACGAACCUUAGCGCAAACGCGGCUACCAUUUUUACGCCGCCCGUGCCGGCUGCCAGCGCCAAUGCUGCCGCCAGCGCCACGGCCACACCAAGCGUGCGAGGCGGCUCGGUGUUGAGCGGCGGGCCGCGGGACGGCUUGGUCCUUCCUCCAGGGAGCCGCCACGUGGUGCCGGUACAGGUCCACAUGAACGGAGACAGGGCCACCCCGGAGAGAGAGACGGACAUCCUGGAUGACGACGUGGACGGUGGUGUGCAGCAGGGAAUUUGUCUGACGCAGCCCACAGCAGACGGUCAAAUAGUUGGGUGUGUGGGAGGGGGCAAUGCUGAUGUGCCACUCUCCUCAAACGACUACACUCACGAUGCGGUUGGCACCUUCACACAACCAGGUGCAGUUACUGAGAAAACAAGUCCACCAGGCAGCGCGCCAAAAGGAAUAAACAGCUUUGGCUAUUCAGCAUCAGGGAUGUAUCCCGGGCAGGGAAAUCCAAUGAAUUACAAACAAGUUGCACUUAGUGAAGAGAUGGAGUGUGAUCAAGAUGACUCUUACCAGCCACCAAGAUCUCCUAACCAACAUCUGCAGACAUCCACCAGUCAGACGUUCUAUGGGCAGCAGAACGGGAGCUUGUACGGCAACCCGGUCACGCUGGGAGCGGCGACGAAAAAUGGUGCCGGGUUUGGGACUCCGCAGAUUCCCGAGAGAAGCAACAGCAGCCGCCACGCGGUGCAGCGUACCGUGAGCAGCUGGCAGAGCCACAGCCGACCGCUCACCCGACAGCAAUCCGACGUCACGUACGACCGGCCCACCGCGGUUUGGCGUGGUGCGGCCGGCUCGGCCUCGGCCUCCCCGCAUGGUGGCCCCGCCCCUGGAUUCCCAGACCUCCGCGCCCAGCAGGACUUUGAGAGGUCGCUGCUGGAGCUCAACAAGCUCAUCCAAGAGCUGGAUCCAACGUUCAAACCGCUGGAGGCUCCCGACCACUUGACGACGAGUCCCAGCGCUAUGGGCGAGCCACAGAUCAGACAGCAGACGACGGUGCAAAGCAAAGCUAUCGUUGGUGAGACAUCGUUUAGGGGUGCACCUGGCCUCUUUCUCUUCCAUCAGAAUGGCAUCAGUCACCAGGUUGUCGCAGGAUACAUGGCCAGCCCCCACGCCCAAGAGGAGGUGUUUGCUCAUCACAGCCAGGCCGCUCUCUACAUGCCCAGGAGCGGAGCUGCCUGCCCCCGUCCGUGGGACCUCGCCAUGCAGCAAGACGGCCCUCCGGGGGCUCACAAUGCGGGCUCCUACCAGGGGCACUUCCGAGCAGCGCGACAGCACAGGGCGCCUCCUCUGGAGUGGCCGAGCAGGGAAGCAUUGCCGCAGGAGAGGCAUGCGGCCUGGGAGGCAGUGUCGGGCAUGGGGGGCCAUGGCUGGGAGGGCCCAGAGGGGCCCCACUCUCCACAGAAGGGACCCAGCUCCAGCACCUCCCCGUCCCCCUGCACGUCCCCCGAGCUGGGGGGCUCCGUCACCCCCACAUCAAUGGCGGUGCUGAUGCAGCCAGGCCACCCACAGUCAGACUGGAUGGACGGCGCAUUGAGGGCUCCACUGCAUUACAGCAGCCCCCAGGAGGCGCUGCCCCCCACACCUGCAUUUCCAGUCUGUCCACCCACGCCCUACAUCAACCAGGGUCGGCUCACCCCGGGCUACUCGAGGGGUCCGUGCAGCCUGGCCGACACAUGGCAGGGCCAGGGCACAGCCAACGAUGCCCUGCGGCAAUCAGCCAGGCAUCAGCCGCUGCCGGGCCCCAGAGGAGGAGACCCGAGUGGGAGAGAGGCGAACCGCCCAGGGCCAGCGUGCGUCCCCUCCAGUGCCAUCCCCGCGCCCCUCAUCUUGCGUCCCCCGCCAGACACCCUAUCCUUGAACUCACAGCCUGGAAGCGUGAGCCCCGGUUCUCCCGGCCACUUGCCCAGCAGCUCCGAACGUGGCGUCAACUCUCCCAACAAUCACGGCCACUCGCUCAGCAUGGCAUACGAACCGCCGGCCCAAAGUUUCAAGUCGGCCUCGUACCAUCACAGCCAACCCACGUACAGUGGCUCUCCGGUCCCUCACGGCAGCUCCUCCGUGGGCGCCAUGCCCACACACGGAGCCUACAGUGGCAGCCGCUCUCCGGGCCACGAAGUUUCACGACAACAGUCCAGUCCACUGCAGCAGCAGCAGCAGCAGCAGCAGCAGCUGCAGCAGCAGCAGCAGCAGCAGCAGCAGCAGCAUCCCAGCAGCCCAGGCUGGGAACAGAGGCAGCAGCACCACCACCCGCUAUUGCUUAUGCUGCCUGAGAGGAGGCAUCUUGCGUGUGGCGGCAGCGGUGGGGAAUGUGGAGGAUUCUCGCCGAGCUGCGGGCUGCCCAACGGGGAGCCCGCGUCGCCUCUGUCGAGCGGGCCGCCCAAUCUGGCCUGCCACUCGCCUCCCCCCGGCCUCCACUCUGCUUCUCCUCCCACGUUCUCCCGCCAUUCCAGCCUGGCGUCGCUGCCCAGUGAUGGCAGCAUAGAAACCAGAGCUCAGGUCAAGUUCGUCCAGGACACCACCAAGUACUGGUACAAAAAGGAGAUUUCCCGAGAUCAAGCCAUCGCUUUGCUGAAGGACAAGGAACCUGGUUCUUUUGUGAUCCGUGACAGCCACUCUUUCCGUGGAGCCUAUGGGCUGGCCAUGAAGGUGUCCUCGCCUCCACCAAACAUCCCUCAGCAAGGGAAGAAAGGCGACGUGUCCAGUGAGCUUGUGCGGCACUACCUGAUCGAGUGCACUUCAAAAGGCGUGCGGUUAAAGGGCUGCCCCAACGAGCCCUACUUCGGGAGCCUGUCGGCCCUGGUGUACCAGCACUCCAUCACGCCGCUCGCCCUGCCGUGCAAGAUCGUCAUUCCUCACGAGGAUCCGUUAGAACAUUCAGAAGUUGACAGCAUUCAAUUACAUCCACUAAACGCGACCCCAGAACUCCUGAAACAAGGCGCUGCCUGUAACGUGCUCUACCUGGGCUCGGUGGAGAUGGAGUCCCUAACUGGACCCCAAGCUGUGGCCAAGGCGGUUGGGCAGGCGCUGGCUGGCAGUGCGCCUCCCUCGCCCACGCAGGUGCACUUCAAAGUGUCCCAGCAAGGGGUCACGCUCACAGACAACCAGCGCAAGCUGUUCUUUAGGAGGCACUACCCUGCCGACACAGUGACGUACUGUGACCAGGACCCACAGAACAGGAAGUGGAAAAAAGACAGUGGGAGUUCAGCAAACAUCUUCGGCUUCGUGGCCAAGAAGCAGGGCAGCGUGACCGACAACCAGUGCCACUUAUUUGCCGAGCUGGAUCCCAAGCAGCCCGCCUCAGCCAUCGUGAGCUUCAUUACCAAGGUCAUGAUGAGCGGUCAAGGCAGCGCUCCAACCUCGCCCGUCCCCUCUCCGUCCCCGUGACCACUACGCUCGCUGGCAGGGAGACGGGCGCUGCGUGGACAUUUGUCGGCGAGUGGGAAAGCCUUGCCUGCCCUCAAGCCAGCAGCAGGAAUUAAGCCAUCGCCCUGGCGAGUUAAUGAAGGAUCCUUCACUGCCUUAUCCACGAUGGAAGCGCCUCCUGUCGUUGUGCAAACCAUAGCCUGAAUCGGCAGUCGUUGUUGCAUUCAUGCAUUUAAAGCACUUGCUUUUUUUCCGUCCAAUAUUAGCGUCGCAGUAAAUUAAAAUCAUGGCGGUUAUAUGGGCCACCUUAGAUGCACUGCAAAGAAAAGAGGUCACCCUUUGGGUUCGGGUUGUGUGUGUUUUUCUCAAUGUAGUUGUGUCAUGAACCUCACCGGGGUGUAGGGAGGAGGGGGGGUUAGAAGAAUGUGAAUCCCCUUGUUGGCGCUGCUAUUUGUUUAGGCGAAUUAGGAAAACAUUUUGUAGCUUGCGCCUGCAAAUUUACCACAGCUGACGGUGCCCUCCCCCCCCCCCCCAUACUUCCUGUGCUUGGAUGCAAAGCCUUACAUUCCACUUUGGCUGUGAAAACGACACAAGUGAGGAACUGCAGAGGCAACCCAGCCUGAGCCAAGGCCACUUGCGAUGAGCUGAGAAAGUCUGAAUCUGCAAACUUGGUAGUAUUAAUUUCAACAUUUUAUUUCAAACUCACAUUUACCGCAUCGUAUGUUAUGUGAAAAUAUAUUUAUAGCCGAUUAAUAUUCCGUUAUUGACAUUCUAUAAAUAUGUGCAGAGAUUAUUGUAGAAAGUGUUUGAUUGUAAAAGUAGGCAUACGGAGUGUGAAUUAUUGUCCAAUUCUCAAGUAAACGGCGAUAGAUGCCUUCAAUUUAUCUGGGACCAAUGGGGAUUUAAUCCGUGAGUUGUCAAGGUAAAAUGCCAUCCAGGUGGGCACGGGCCAGCCAGGGCAUGGCUUUUGUUCUCUCCAGUAGCACUUGGCUAUGGCCAACCAAAGACAGAAUUGUGGUGUUGUACUGGCACAGCAUGUGUGACUCGUAAACAUUGCUUCAAUACGUCCAUUAUUGGCACAGCUGAUCAACGUGUGCCUGAUGUCAUAGUACCGUGAUAAUGACUUCAGCAGAUGUUGACAGUAAUGCAACCCCCAGAGCGAACCCACACGUAAUGUCCGCUCCAUCAGCAACAUUUGACCAGCCCAGAAUGAUAGCGUGACCUCUGUGAGACUCAUACCAAGCCAGUGCCCUCGCUGACCCAAGAUUGCACAAUACAGUGUUUGUGAACCAAUCUCAAGGCUGUAAUGGCGACGACGAAAGAACAGAGGAUGCCUCCGGUUGGAUAACACAGGAUUUGACGACAGAUGUAGCCUUUGGAGGAGAAUAUGGGUUUGUGAAGGAGAGGUUGUGAUGGGCAUUUGUUGGUAGAGCAUGAUUUUGGGGAGAUCUUGCUGAAAGAGAGAGGUUGCAAGUGGCACAUUUUAUUGAGGAAAAGCCAAGAGAGUUUUGUUUUGGCGGGAGGGAGCAGAGAGAGAUGCUUUGUUUCUAUCGUGAAAGUCGUGGAGCGGCACGUGUUGGGUUGCGAAGGCAAGCGAGGGGGGGGGGGGCUUUGUGUGCUAAGUCAAAAAGGGAAGUGGCAAGGAACGUGACAAGGAGCUGGUGCUGUAAAGAGACAGUGAGGGGGCUCCGCUGUAAGUGAUGUUGGUCAAGGGUAUGUGUGAAGUGGCGAAGGAAAGUAGCGCGGGGUGUGACAGAAAGGAAAUGGUGAGGAUAUUGUGUUGCAAAGGGACACGAGUGGACUGGUGCUGUGCACACCAAGGGUCAGAUGGUCUUUGUAAGUUGGUUGAGAGCCGUGUGACAUCUGGAUGAUAUCCUUUGAAAUAAUUUGAUAAGGAAGCAAUAUGAUACAGCAUGGUAUAAGGAAAGUGCUAAAGAUAGAUUUCAUAGCGUGUACUUCUAUGUAUUUAUACCUAUAUUUUAUAAUAAAAAAUAAUAACAUUUUUAUUUGAUUAUAACUAUUUUAAAUGUAGGCCUGCGUUAAUAUCCUGGAUAUUAGUUUUCUUUCCCAAACGAGGUCAUAUUCAUGUUAUGUGACAUCAGACAUCCACGGUCUAUUUAAGGUUGUUGUGUUGCCAGUAUUUCCACAGUGUUAUGGCUGAUUAUCAGCAAAUGCCCUCAUUAUUCCUCCAUUGAAAUCAUGCCACUUAAAUGUUAUAAUUUGGUAUUUAUGACGUUGCUCCAUGUUGUAUAAAUGACAUUUUAAUAUUUGCCGAUGAAGUCUCUUGCUUGUGUAAAUGUGUAAAUGAAGCUAGGAGCAUUACCUAUAUCUUAAUUACAUUAUAUGAAAACAAUGUAUUUUAGUUCACUUUACAGCUAUGCUUGUAACUUACAGAAAUGCAUAUUAAAAUGCUAUACGCUCUUAAAACACGAGCU